UUGUCAAGGCCGAACUGUCUGUCUCUGGGUGUCAUGUAUGUUUGUUCUCAUCUUAUUUCUCUCUAUCCUCCAACAAUUGAUCCUUGGUUAGUUGGCAAAGAGAAAAGAAAGGAUCUGCAACUAGCAGAAGAGAGAAAAAGAAGAGAAACCCAUAAUUUCCAAGUAAGAAAACAGCACCAGUCCAGCAACGCAUCCGGAUUCUCUUGGCAUUUCUAAUUCAACAAAAGCAAACAGUAGUAACAGGGAAAAAAAAAUAUGACCAACAUUUCAAGGACUGGUAACAGCACCACCCAAGCUUGUGCAGCUUGCAAAUACCAACGCAGGAAGUGCGCCCCUGACUGCAUUUUGGCCCCUUAUUUCCCUCACAAUCGCCAAAGACAAUUCCUCAAUGCCCAUAAAUUGUUUGGUGUGAGCAAUAUUAGCAAGAUCAUCAAGAACCUUAACCCUCCUGAGAAGGACGAAGCUAUGCGUACCAUCAUUUUUCAAUCAGAUGUACGAGCAAAUGAUCCUGUCGGAGGCUGUUAUCGAAUGAUACGAGAGCUUCAACGUCAAAUCGAAUACACUAGGGCUGAACUUGAUAUUGCUCUUCAUCAAGUGGCUUUAUAUCGUGCACAAGCAGCAGCUCAACAACAAACUCAAUUGAUCCAAACCGCUGCGGCAGCAGCAGCAGGCCCUGAUCAUCAGACCGAUCAUGAUGAUUCAACACGGCUUGAUUGCGAAAAUAUCAUUAUUACAGAUACAUUUGACAUGUAUGAUACAGUUGUGAUGCAAUAUCAUGAUCAGUACCCACAAUCACAUCAAGAUCAACAAGAAUUUGUUAUUUAUAAUCAAGCACAUUUACAAGAAGAUCAUGCAAAUCCAAAUGCAUGGGCAGCGGUGCCAGUGCAGGAUAUUAAUCCUUGCUUGUCAAUAUCAUCAGCAACUUAUUUAGAUGAUUUUAAUCAAGCUAAUUAUAAUGGUAAUGAUCAAUGUAUUAUGCAUGGUGAUAUGAAGCCCCUUCUUGAUGUACGGAACGUCAACUUUGAGCCUGAUCGGGAUUCAUUAGUUGAUACAAGAUUUGUACCGUCGACGCAGUUGCUUAUAUCAUCGUAGAUCAUCAAUUGAUCACAAUAUUACAAGUAUUAUCCUUGUUGUUAUUAAGCUUAGAGAGAUGACGCAUG
This is a messenger RNA of Populus trichocarpa (black cottonwood), 1160 nucleotides long. RefSeq names its product LOB domain-containing protein 22. The transcript has a single exon. NCBI's taxonomy places the organism in Eukaryota, Viridiplantae, Streptophyta, Magnoliopsida, Malpighiales, Salicaceae. Bases 256 to 1092 code for a protein of 278 amino acids. The record is from RefSeq and is a predicted model, not a curated record.